Molecule: messenger RNA, 5666 nt
Organism: Falco peregrinus (peregrine falcon)
Lineage: Eukaryota; Metazoa; Chordata; Aves; Falconiformes; Falconidae
Gene: RNPC3
Product: RNA binding region (RNP1, RRM) containing 3
Exons: 14
Coding region: 59-1666 (535 amino acids)
Biological process (GO): mRNA splicing, via spliceosome
Cellular component (GO): U12-type spliceosomal complex
Molecular function (GO): U12 snRNA binding; protein binding; pre-mRNA intronic binding
Source: RefSeq, a predicted model, not a curated record
UGACUUGUCCCCUUGCUUCCGGGUGCGCGUCGCGGUCGUCCCGGCCCUGCGCGCUACGAUGGCGGCGCCGGGCGGUGAGGAGGCGCGGGCAGGCGGCCCGGGGCUGGGUGCCGGCCCGGGGCUGGGUGCCGGCCCGGGGCUGGGUGCCGGCCCGCCUCACCCGGGCGUCCCGCCUCACCCCGGCGUGGCGCGGCGGCGGGGCCGGACGCUGCUGGUGCGGCACCUGCCCGCCGAGCUGGCGGCGGCGGAGAAGGAGGAUCUGCUGAAGCACUUCGGAGCGGUGUCUGUGCGCGUCCUGUCGGACCACGGGCGGCUGAAACACACUGCUUUUGCUACCUUUCCCAGUGAAAAUGCAGCUGUGAAGGCUUUGUCAAGACUACAUCAGCUGAAACUUUUAGGUCACACCUUAGUAGUUGAAUUUGCAAAGGAGCAAGAUAGUGUGCAGGUACUUAGCCAGCCCUCUGUCUCAGAGAAGUGUAAAAGUUCUGAAGAACCAGUGAAAGAAGAAGAGAAAAAAGAACCAAGCUGUGUUAAAAUAGAGAAUGGAAUUGCACCAAAUCAUGGCCUCACCUUUCCCAUCAAUUCUUGCCUCAAAUAUUUAUAUCCGCCACCUUCAAGUACAAUUCUAGCAAAUAUAGCAAAUGCCUUGGCAAGCGUGCCCAAAUUUUAUGUCCAGGUACUUCAUCUUAUGAAUAAAAUGAAUCUUCCUCCACCUUUUGGACCAAUUACUGCUCGUCCUCCCAUGUAUGAAGAGUAUUUACCAGUGCCUGUGCCACCUCCUCCAAUCCCACCUCUGCCUCCUGAAGAGCCUCCUUUGCCUGAAGAGGAGGAAGAGCAACCAUCUAGUGGAGAUGAAUCAGAAUAUGAAAGUGAUAAUGAGGAGGAAAAGGAGAGAAUGACCAAGUUGAUGGAAUUAGCAACGCUUCAGCCUAAGAGACCAAUAAACACAAAGAGGCGUGGUGUUAGAAAAAAGCAAAGAAUUAAAGACUUACUGAAUGUUCCUGUGUGUACUUCCCACAGUAAUUUGCAUCCUACACUGUCAGCUUCAGAUGUCUUUGACCAGCCACAGCAUAUAGGUCAUAAAAAAAUAGAGUUCCAUAUUAGUGCUGACAUCCCAGCUGUUCUUCAGAUAAACUCGGAAAAAGAAGAAAAAAAUGACCUUUAUGCAGCCACAGAAGAAAUGAAUAAUACAGGCUUUGGAAGGAUUUUCCCAGCUCCUAGGUCAGAUGAUAAAAUGGAAACUGAAGAGGAAGAUGAUGAAAUACCGUCAGAAUUUAUUUCAAGAAGGGAUCUAGAGAAGAACAGACUUUCUAGAGAAGAAAUGGAAAAAUUCUCUGUUUUCAAAAACUAUGAGCCAGGUGAUCCAAACUGUAGGAUAUAUGUGAAGAAUCUGGCUAAACAAGUUCAAGAAAAGGAUCUGAAGUUCAUUUUUGGAAGAUACGUUGAUUUCCAGUCAGAAGUGGAACGAAAUAUGUUUGAUAUACGUUUGAUGAAAGAAGGCCGUAUGAAGGGACAGGCUUUCAUUGGGCUUCCUAAUGAAAAAGCAGCUGCUAAAGCUUUAAAAGAAGCAAAUGGAUAUGUCUUAUUUGAAAAACCCAUGGUGGUUCAAUUUGCUCGUUCAGCUAGACCAAAACAAGAUGCCAAUGAAGGGAAAAGAAAAAAGUAGAACGCUGCACAAGGUACGGAUUUGCUGCCUGAAAAUCAAAAUAAAUAGGCUGGGGUUUUUUGUUAAUUUGUUUUGUUGGGGGGUUGUUUGUUUUUAUUUAUUACUGUUUAGUGGUGAUUUUAAGAAUAUUGAUGGUGGAGGGGAAAUGUUCCAUACAAUUUUCUUUUCUAAAAUGUGCAUUUAUAUCAGAAAACAAGAGUGCAAUGUAUAUAGUUCCCGUAUAUUUAAAAUGCUGCUGCUUCCUCUGUUUAGAAACUCAGACUGCUAUUUCCCUAAUCCUGAUAUUCUAGGGUAGUUGUCAAUUUCUCUAAUCCUUAAUCUGGGGAGCUAAGGAGAGUAAUUCUGUGGGAUCAGACCACUUAGCUUUUUAGUUAUCUCCUGGGAUUUUGGCUUUGAAAAGAGUUGCCUCUUUUCUCCUUCCCUUCCAUUGUAAAGUGAUUCUGAAGAACUGUUUCCAGCAAUAAACUCACUUCUGCUAGCUCUGUAAAGGGCCUUUGGCUUUACUGAUGUUGGAAACUGAGAUCUUAAUGCUGUUGCAGCUUCCUUUGAACUUGUCUGAUUUAGGAAAGGAUAUUGUGUCAGAAAGUGCUACUUAGUGGUGCAUUGAUGCAAAUUUCCAUUGUUUUGGAAUGCAUAGGUCCAGAUUUCUGGCAUUAGUGUCUAAAUUUGAUGGGAAAGUAACUUUUAGCAGAAAGUAAUCACUAUUUAACCUUAUUUCCUGUCAUAAAGCUUUACUUCACUACUGCUUCCUCUUAACUGUGUUUUAUGUGGGAGUAACUCAAGCAAAAUCAGCUCUAAUGUAGCUGUGAAGGGUUUUGUGGCCUAAAAAAUAUUUAGUGAACUGUCAAAUUGGCAUGUGAAGUAACUGGUGCAAGAAUUAAAGUGCUUAUUUCUCUGCCUGCACCCUCUGACAGAUCAGCUAGCUCAAAUUUAAAAGACAUUUAAUUUAAUUACAUAUUUCAGUUGGGCAUCACUCUGGUUAUGCCUCUAUCUAAGACCAAAUGAACUCAAAGCUUAGUCUGAAUGCUUCUGAAACGUUCUACUUAAUCCAUGAUGUGUUUUUAAUCUGGAUGUUGUGAUCAUUUUUACUUUGGAAAAAGAUGUGAAGUUUGAAAUAAAGGAUAUAAACAGCUGUCUUUGAUUUUUAAAACUUGGUUGGAACACUGCAGUAUGGUUAUUGUAUGGGUAGUAUUUCUAUUUAUAACAGUUAUUUCAGUUGCAGGUUUCUUGUUCUAUCAUUAAUCUGAUGAAAAAUCCUUAGACAACAUUUGAGCUUCUUUCCAUCAUUUCUGAGAUGCUGUUUUGUUUUACUAGUUCCUAUUUUGAGUUACUGAUUGGUGGUUUGCAAAAUCUUUAUAAAAUUAAAGAUCACUCUUUCAGGCAUUCUUCUGUAUUGGUCACUGAAAUGAGCCUUGGCUAAAGUAUUCUAUUAGGAAUGAGGGUUUAUGGGAAUGUUUCAGUCUUUUUUUUUUUUUUUUCCCUUACUCCUUCCUUGUUAGAAGAAAACCUUGUAUUUAUAUUAUUUUAUUCAGCGUGUAAUAAGAAAAUUACUAAGGUUUCUUUAAGUGGCAGAAAGAAAUGUGAAGUAUUUUAUCUAUUGCAAACCUUAUAAAUGAAGUCUGAACACUUUCAUUCUUUUAGGAAUUCUGUCUUUCCAAUUUUGUACGUCUAAUUCCAGCUUCACUAGCAAUGCUGACUUAAUACAUACAGAAAACCAAAUAAGCACCUCGUUAUUAUUAAUCACAUUGAUGGUCAACUCAAAAGCUUUUUUUAGUCAGCAAACAUGUACUUAUGCAAGACUUACUUGUGCACCUGAAAGUCUUACAUGAGUUACCGUGGUGUCAUUGGUUUAAUGUAUCGUGGGCAGAACUUCUUCCUUACCUUGGCCACUUAUAUGUAAAAAUCACUCAAUGUGCCAAAGCCUAAUACAGAUUUCUAGGAAUCCAUGAGGUUUAAUGAGAAACAUUCAUUUCACUUCCCAACUAAUGAUGAAACUGAAUCCUAUUUCUGUGUGACUGUUUUUCCUGUUAGAAUAUUCUGAUAGAUGCUGAUAUAUGGUGCACAAUUCAUGGUAGACAUCUGAGUCUGUAAGGAAGAACAGUGUCAGAUUCUCAUUUGAGACAUAAAUAUGCAUAUGAACAAGUUCAUGUGAACAUCUGAGGGACUUCAAAUUUGAUUGUAUGCUGUGUCUCCAUGUUGUUCUCUUGUUAAUUUUUUAACAACUAAAUUAAACGUAAGUUAAACUCCUGAUUAUUUUUAAACAGGAAGAAGCUGUGUUAAUUCAUGAAUGUUAUUGCAAAUAUUCUUAUUUUUUACUGCUUAUAUUGUCUACAAAGUUUUUAUCCUUUGUAGUGAAAAUAAUACAUUGGUUUAUAAAAAGACUAUGUAACCCCUUGCUGGCUGAAAGGCCAUUUUCUUGAUGGACUGGCAAAAAUUUCAGUCAGUAGUUGGGGUGACUUUUCUGUAGCUAAAAUAAAUUUUUUGGGAGAAUGGUUAUUUAGAAGAAACUGUUGUUGAAAGGUCUCCAGCUUCUUCAUAGGGAAGAAGUGACUUUAAAGCCUUCAUUGAAUGGAAACAUGAUUGGGUUUUGGACCUGAUGGAAAAAAUGAGUCUGUAGAAUGGCAGAGACUUGAAGGAGAAUUGAGACAGAAAAAUCUGGUGUUGGCCUAAUAGUUCAAGUUAUCAAAAAAUGUAUUUACUUUUGAAUAUGGAGUGUAGUAUUGGUGGACUCAUCAGCCCUCAUUAAGUCUCAUAAGGGGUCAAAACUGUAUUUUAUCAAAAGGGCAUAUUUGCUUUUUAUAGGUAGCAUAAAGUUAUGUGUAUGUAAUACUGAGAAACAAGUAAAAUUAAACCACAUUCUGCUGUUCUUCUUUAGAAACAUUCCUGCGUAAAUACUGCAGUAAUACUGUCAUGCAGAGUGUAUCCUUUCUUGUUGUAUCCUUUUUUUGUGCAAUGUUUCCCGUAGCACUCAACUACAUUGAAGUUCUCAUAUAGAGUAGGUGUGGGGAGGAGUUUACAUGUGUUAGAGCUUGAACUGAUCUGGUAAUUCGAAAAGAAAAGGGCACUUUUUCAGGGUGGGGGGAAAAGUUGUCUAUGUUGCGUGAAUAUAUACAAUGAAGGUUCCUAGUCUUAAAAGGUGGCCUCCACCUUCUUCCUCAAAGGUCAUAUAACUUGCCAAUUUGUGGUCCAAUUCCUUAGUUUGUACAAGCUAGUACUGUUUCACUGAUGUGCAUGGAGCUGUACUGAGCUUGCACUGAGGGUGUAGUCUUGUUUUUCUUUAAAUAAAUACGAUAUGUUGGUAAAAAUAUAUUGCAGGGAAAUUCUUUAAUAUUAAAGGAUUGACCAGUAUUUAGAUUAUUUGAUGAUUACUGUUGUCUUGGUAUACAUGAAAUUAUCUGUAGUUGACUUAGUUUGUACAUUCCUUACUACUUUUUAGAGUAGAGAAGAAAAUCUAACAGUAUCUUGCAAUGAAGUGUUUGGAAUUGAACUGUUUAUCAACUAUUAAUCACUGCUACAGUUUUGUUGGUUUUAUUUUUUUUUUAGAUUCUCUGUAUUGAGGUAGUGUUGUUGCCAGUGACACAUUUCUCUUGUGGGUUUCAUAUUACAUUCUCAUUUAACUUAAUAUAAAACUAACACAGCCUAUAUCUCCUAAAUCAGUUUUUUUUCAGACAUUCAGCCCUUCUCUAAAUAAUGAACAUCUUUCAAUGUAGUUGUCAAAAGAAAGCAUAACACUAGUUUCUGUUUGUACUUACUUUUAACUUACCUUUGUGAUGUUCCAGGUCCCUUUUGUGUUCCAUCUCUUUCAAGUAUUAUCAAGCUGGGGGAAGAAGCAGCAUAAUCAUCAGGACUUUUGAACUGUGCGUAGUAGCAUUUUUAAAGUAUUUAAGGGAGAUUAUAGAAUUUUCUCAUCUUAAAGAUAUCUUUAAACUGUCACAAGACUUACAUAAGUGUAUGUUAGUUUGCUUGUGAAAUCGCUAAUAAAUUAUUUUCUUUCCCUUCA